Molecule: messenger RNA, 758 nt
Organism: Vigna unguiculata (cowpea)
Lineage: Eukaryota; Viridiplantae; Streptophyta; Magnoliopsida; Fabales; Fabaceae
Biological process (GO): ubiquitin-dependent protein catabolic process
Molecular function (GO): ubiquitin protein ligase activity
Source: RefSeq, a predicted model, not a curated record
UAGGUAACAAACUCACUCACUCUACUCAGCUGUCACACCCAAGUAGUAACCAUAACAAACAUGGAUACGCAUUAUUUGGGGCUCUUAUUAUAGCCAUAAAUUUAGAUAAGCAUGAGCAGGUAAAGAGGUUUGGUUCAUGGCUGGUAGAUUACCCGGUGUUGGUUUACUUGCACGGAAGAGAGCAGAGAACAAUCACAGACAUGAAAAUCGACACAACUAUUACCUAAAGGAAGAAUCACUCCACCCACCUUCGCUUCCUCUCACUGUCUUAGAUCAAACUGCUCUCAAGGCCAGGCAGAGGCUUCACCACAAACUUGGACACUUUUUUUCCUCCUACAGGUCAGGUGAGAAUCCGAGGAAAAAAGGGGGGAAAGUGAGGGAAAGCAGUAACCAGAAGAAGGAGGGAGGAUUGGGUCGGAAGUUAUUAGAGAAUUCAUGGUUAUUGCGUGGGAACAAGGUUAAGGAAGAGAGAAAAGUGUGUGCUGUUUGCCUUGAAGAGUUGGGGGAAGAGCAACAACAUGUUAUGAACCUUUCGUGCUCCCACAAGUAUCAUUCUGCAUGUCUUCUUCCAUGGCUUGCAGCUCAUCCUCACUGUCCUUAUUGUCGAACUCCAGUACAACUCUGAUUUCAUAUAAUACACCUUCGUUUAAGUGCUCACCACUUCAUUUCAGUAACUUUAUUACUUUCAUUCUGCACAUGUUGGCUUAUGUGUUCCAGAAUUAGUACAUGCUCUAAUUUUUACUGUCCCAAAUAACUAA